This is a messenger RNA of Adineta ricciae, 534 nucleotides long. Lineage: Eukaryota; Metazoa; Rotifera; Eurotatoria; Adinetida; Adinetidae. The record is from the annotation of a GenBank genome assembly.
AUGAUUGUUUCUGAUUAUUUUGAUUCGUAUCGAGUUUCAUCUCAUCAUUCAUUACAUCUGUUCGAAAAUCCGUAUGAAUGCGAUCAUGCUACCGAAAAAUGUGGCUGUUCAUUGAAUCCACCUAUUUUCGCUCGAAUAAAACGAAUUGUUGGUGGUGAACAAGUUAUCAUUCGUCAGAGUUGGCCAUGGAUGGUCUCCAUUCGCAAAUGGGGUCAUCGUAUCUGUGGUGGUGUACUUAUCUCCUCGCCAUUCAUUCUCAUCGCUGUCGGUAUUAUACAACAAUCGAAUUUAACUCGUCAAUACAAUCGCAUUCGAACUGUCAUCAAAGUAUAUCUACAUUCGGAUUGGAAUGCUGAGCGAAGGCAUAACGAUCUUGCCAUUCCUCAGCUCGAACGUCCAUUGGAUAAACGUUUUUCAAAUAAAAUACGUUUACCGGAGAAAUCUGAUGUUGUGCCUGUCGAUAGUGAAGUUAUCGCCAUUGGAUUUAGUCGAGAGAAAGAAUCAAGUACAAGAACAUCGGAUGUGUUACGUUAA